Molecule: messenger RNA, 1163 nt
Organism: Clunio marinus
Lineage: Eukaryota; Metazoa; Arthropoda; Insecta; Diptera; Chironomidae
Source: the annotation of a GenBank genome assembly
AUGAUGGUCAUCUUCCUGGUUGGUCUCGUGUCAAUGAUUCUCGUGAGAACUUUAAGAAAAGAUUAUGCGAGAUACAGUAAAGAUGAAGAGAUGGACGAUGAACAUGACUUAGGCGAUGAAUAUGGUUGGAAGAAUAUUCACGGUGACGUCUUUCGUUCAUCUUCGAAUCCUAUUUUAUUCACAUCUGUGAUUGGCUGUGGAUAUCAACUUACCAGUGUCGUGUUAUGUGUGACAAGCUUUGCAAUUAUUGGAGAUCUUUAUACGGAACGUGGAUCUCUUCUGUCAACUGCCAUCUUCGUUUAUGCCGCAACAUCGCCUAUCAAUGGAUAUUUUGGUGGUUCUCUUUACUCUCGAAUGGGAGGCAGAAUUUGGAUUCGUCAAAUGCUUUUGUCAGCUUUUCUCAUUCCAAGUUUCGUAUGUGGCACUGCGUUCCUCAUUAAUUUCAUUGCAAUCUAUUAUCAUGCAUCACGAGCAAUUCCUUUCGGUACAAUGUUGGCUGUGACUUGUAUUUGUCUCUUUGUCAUCCUUCCAUUGACUCUUGUGGGAACAAUUGUAGGACGGAAUUUGAAUGGCCAACCUGAUCAUCCAUGUCGAGUGAAUGCCGUGCCUCGACCAAUACCAGAGAAGAAAUGGUUCAUGGAGCCUCUCGUCAUCACUUUACUUGGUGGAAUUCUUCCAUUUGGUUCUAUCUUCAUUGAGAUGUAUUUCAUUUUCACAUCAUUUUGGGCUUACAAAAUUUAUUACGUGUAUGGCUUCAUGCUGCUGGUAUUUUUGAUUCUCAUCGUUGUCACAAUAUGUGUGACAAUUGUCUGCACAUAUUUCCUUCUCAAUGCAGAAGAUUAUCGAUGGCAAUGGACUUCGUUCCUAUCAGGUGCAUCGACAGCGAUUUACGUCUACAUUUACGCCUUUUAUUAUUUCUUUUUCAAGACUAAAAUGUAUGGAUUGUUCCAGACAGUCUUUUAUUUUGGAUACAUGGCAUUAUUCAGUGGUGCAUUAGGCAUCAUUUGUGGAACUGUAGGAUACGUUGGCACAACAUACUUCGUGAGAAAAAUCUAUUCAAAUGUGAAAAUUGAUUAGGAUGUUAGCAAUAAACUUAUGUCGUGUAUGAAAUAUUAAAAAAUGAAAUAUUAAAUAUUAGAAAUAAAAUUGACUAAAGAAAUAUA